Messenger RNA from Lolium perenne, 3582 nucleotides. RefSeq names its product ABC transporter B family member 20-like. Lineage: Eukaryota; Viridiplantae; Streptophyta; Magnoliopsida; Poales; Poaceae. The record is from RefSeq and is a predicted model, not a curated record.
UUCCACCAUUCAUAUUCCAAUUCCAUUAGUUCUGUUAUUGAUGCGUACAAAUCACCAUGCCAAGGGGACAUAUUAGUUGUCGCUGAUUUGGAUGUAUCUAGACGCAUUUCGUGUAUAGAUACAUCCAUAUCUGCGACAACUAGUAUGAAACGGAGGGAGUAACAUCUGGACUGUAACGUGCCGUUUUGAAGCGAAACUGUGGAUUCCGAAUCUUGCUCCAGAGUUGACCCUUUCUAGUAAUGCCAAAAUAUAGUUAGAUAUCUUUAAUUAUGUGAGAAUGAAGGUUUUGCCAUUUAUCGGUUUCCUUGCUCAGCGUACCACUUACCAGGUUACCAUUUUGGGUGGUUCUGGUGGGUACUCCACCAACAUGUUAUGUCAGGUUGUCACUGACAAACUAUAGAGUUCACUAGUAUUACUAAUAUCUGAGGCCGAAUAGGGUACUCUUUUGUUCUUGGUUGCCAGCGAAGCUUUUCUCUAUCAUGGAGUUAUUUUAAUCUCCCCCUCUGUUAACCAAAUACUGAACGGCAUUAAUGUUUGGGAAUAUGAAGAGAUUUUUUUGGCAUAAUAUCAGCAGUCUGUUUUUAGCUAUGUUCACUGUCUACGUAUAGCUUACCUAUCAACUUUUUUUCCUUGUGUAAGAUGUGGUGUUUGAAUAUUUAAGUACGGAGUAUGUUUUUUACGGGCGCAUUUAAUUGAUUCUGGUAUGAAUAACUGCAUUCAACUGAAGUAGCUAUGAUGUUUGUUAUGCUAUGCCCAAAGGAAUUUAAUAUCCUAUCCUCUGCAUAUGAGACCAAAGAAAGGUAACUUUUUUUUUGCAUAGUCGUUUUCUUGUUAAUGGAGUGCCCUUACUACGAUAUGUUUCCUGGGAAAAAAUCCCCUCUGCUGGUGGCCUCUGACAAGAUUCGUCAUAUCUUGUUCAGAAAUAGUAAUAGGCCAGUACAACUUAAUGUUUAUGGAAUGAAAUUAACAUGGUUAUGGUUGAUCUCCAUCAAUUUCUGGAUAGCUGGUGAUCAAUUAUUAUUUGAUAAUAUGCAUUAGAUUGCACGUAUUAUGUACAGGUAGCCUUUUCUGUACCUUACAGCUGCGGCAUACAAUGCCCUUUGAUUCAAUGAGCCUAAUGGCUGAUGCACACUUGUGGAGAGUGAGCAAUGAAGCAUAUGUAUGGUUCAAUCCUGAGAUGUUGUUAUGGUUGUGGACAAUGAGGUACUAAGCGUGGUUCAAUCCAUGUUGACCUUGUUUACAGUGAUUGACAUAGCAUGGCCAAGUAGAGCAAAACUGGUUCCUAGCAUAGCUGAGCCGAGGAAAAGUCAAGGUACAAACUACCAUUUUUCUUCUAUCUUCCUGCAUUCGCACAGUACUAUUUUCUUGCCUUCUGAUUUCUGUAUUAAAAUAUGCCUUUACCUGUUGUAUUUCUGCAUAAGAUAAUAUGCUGUGGACACAAAACUGUUCUCCUAGAUGAAGCAAAAAACUUGUGUCUUGAUUGGCUCGGUGUACUUGCAUUUAUUUCGUCAGUAAAAACACAUUCGGACACGUAGUAAAUUUUAGCGCGUCUGCUGAAGCAGCCUAGAUAUUUUUUUUUAAUUAUAAAGAGAUCGUAAUAUGCCCAUUUUUGGCAAGUUCUCCCUUAAUUUUACUCGAGAUACUUGAAUAAGAAUAAUAAAGUUGAGCAUUAAGGGUUGCAGGUGAAAUAGCCCUUUCAGGCGCAUAUCAUAUCACCAGGAACAGGAAUCUCUGUUGUAAAAUGAACAUAUUUUUACAGUCAAUUGUGUAAACUUACAUGGAAGGAAAGAAUAUAAGAAAAACCAAAACAACCAUAACACAUCGCAUUUCCCUUACCUAAUGUCGAGAUGGAAGCUUGUGCUGUACUUGGUCUAGUUGUGCAAAAAAAGGUACCGCCCCCAUAUAUGCUACGUAGUCCCAAUAGGAUAUGUAGUGCAUGCAUGUAGGUGGAGCUUGCACAAUGCUGGUGAAGCUAUGUGGACUUUGACGGCCACCUCAGAUGUUUCCUUGGUACUGUAUGGUCAGUCAAGUGCUGUGUUGAUGUCUUGCUCAUUCAGUCUUCUCUGAGUGAGAAAGUGAGUUUUUUUUUUUUGCUGAACCUUCUUAAUUGUUUAUAAUGAAUUGCGUGCGUAAUUACAUACAUGUUAUAUAGUCUGUUGAACCAUUCUAGAGUUUGUCUUGCUGUUAUAUAGUCCAUUCCACAGCAUGGCUACAUUUUUUUGGUGAUCAUAUCAUUGGUUGGUAUACUGUGCAUAUAGUUCGUUUGACUUUGGUUACUGGAUGGCUGGACCCUUCAUUGUUGCUGCAGGAGGAAUAUCAAACAUAUUUCUCUGCAAGCUGGCAGAAAAUAUUCAGGAUAAAUAUGGUGAGGCAGCAAUCUUUGCUGAACAGGCAAUCUUAUACAUUAGGACUUUGCAUUCCUCCACAAACAAGACCCUGGGAAAAAUAUUCUUAUGAGACUUCACUGCAAGCAUGCAGCUCUGCGCUAUGGAUUCUGAUAAGUCUGUUGGAUGGUCUUGGUCUCGGAUAUACAUAUGUGCUUGCCAUAUGCUCUUGUGCCUUGCAACUUUUGGGUCGGCAGAUGAAGUGCUUUCGGAUGGAGAGGAUAUGAAGAACUUGAAGCUAGAGUGUUUCAGAAGCCUAAUAGGAGUUGUGGGUUGUGUCCCAGGAACCAGCAUGGCAGCAUUGUUGGGCUUGAGCAUUCAGGAAAAUAUAGCAUAUGGAAGAUCUGCUACAACCUACCAGAUUGAGUACGCAGCCGACAUAGCUCAUGCACAUACUUCAAUCAGUUCACUAGGAAAAGGGUUGACUGUGCUGGGCUGGGCGUUCGGAGGAACACAAGAUAAAGCUCUCCGUUCCUCACCAUCAAUUCUUUACUGGAUGAGGUUACUGGUGCUCUUUAUUUUUGAGGCUGAGAAAGCUGUUCAGGAAGCAUUGUGGCUUAGCGUGCAGGUGGAAACAGAUGUCCGUGUGAGUCUGUUUGUCCGCGUCCGGCUAAACGGCAUUGCGGACGGGCAGCACGAUAUUGGACUGACGGACACUACCCGCUCAGCCUCCUAAGCCCAUGUAUCCUGCUAAGGUAAAAAUGUCGGCAGCUCAUAUAGCAAAGAAACAGAUGGCACGCCGCCACCCUGCGCCCAGGCCGUGACCUUCCUCCACCUGCUCAUCGUUGACCAGUGCCUCCCCUCUACACCUCCGCCAUCCCAGCUCUCUUGCCGACGCUGCGUGCAAAGAAAUCAGGGCGUGACGGUGGAGGAGGAGAAGAAUCUGGUGGUGGUGGGGAAGAAUGGGGAUCUUGCAGAUCAUGCACUGGAGUAGUAGUUAGCAAAUGUUGAACUGGGUCAUGAUUCUGCAAGCAACACCUGCAGUUAUGCGUGCUAUUGCCAUCUAGUGGUGUGGCAGGAUGAUUCUAGUUCGUGUUGUGAUGCCUGUGUUAUCAUCUGGUUGUGUCUGAUGUUACCCUCUUGUUAUCACCAGCAAUGAAAAGAGUUGUAUGUCAGAUCUUAGUUUUGUGCUCUUCACGUUUAAUAGUGCACCAGCAUGAUGUUGCUCGAGAUUUCCAUUCAUGUUUGAUUUAGCUUA